AUGGAUUCGGGACAUAAGCAUCAAUCGUCGCUGGACGACACUACAAAGUCGGGGGCUGUGGGGUCAAUUGACGAGCCCAAUAAGCUACAAGGUUAUGCUUCGGCGCCUGGCGUGGUCGACGAUGUCACCCGAGUGGUUGACCACAAGGCCGAGCGGCGCCUCUGCCGGCGAUUCGAUAUCCGUUUAUUACCAAUCCUGGCGAUUAUGUAUCUGUUCAAUGCCCUCGACAAGGGGAAUUUAGGCAAUGCAAAGACGGACCAUAUGACCGAAGACCUCCAUUUCAAGCCGAAUCAGUACAAUCUCCUACUAUCAAUCUUCUUUGUGCCCUUUGUGGUCUUCGCACCGCCCUUUUCCAUGCUGGGCAAGAAAUUCAGCCCGGCUCGUGUCCUGCCCGUCCUGAUGUUCUCAUUUGGCUCAUUCACCCUGCUCUCAGCUGCCGCUAAGAAUUUCAGUGGUCUCUUUGCACUACGCUGGUUCUUGGGCAUGUCCGAAGCAGCAUUCUUCCCUCUGGUCAUCUACUACCUGACCACUUUCUACCGCCGUGGCGAGCUGGCUCGUCGGUUGGCCAUUUUCUACGCGGCGUCCAACAUUGCCAAUGCCUUUUCCGGGUUGAUUGCCUUUGGCGUGUUCCAGAUCAAAGGAUCGAGUCUGCCCAAUUGGCGCUAUCUGUUCAUCAUCGAGGGAGGCGUGACAGUAAUAUUUGCUGUAUUCGCAUUCUUCUACCUGCCUAAGAGUGCUGCCGAGGCUAGUUUCUUGUCAGAAGAGGAGAAAGCCCUUGCUUUCCACCGAAUCCAGGUCGAUUCAAGUGCGGUUGUCAACGAAAAGUUCCGAUUCCGCGAGGCAAUUGGUAUCUUCAAACACCCAACUACCUACGCAUUCCUAUGCAUUGAAAUCUGUCUGGGUGUGCCUCUGCAAGGAGUAGCCCUCUUCAUGCCCCAGAUCGUGGCUCGCCUGGGAUAUCCGACCGUCAAAACCAAUCUCUACACGGUGGCACCAAACGUGACAGGUGCCGUGAUGCUUCUAGUCCUCGCAUUCUGCUCAGAUUACACCCGACUCCGGUCUCCCUUCAUCGUGUUGGGAUUCCUAUUCACCUUCACCGGGUUUAUGAUCUACGCAUCCAUCGACGACGUCCACAAGCAAAUCCAGGUAGCCUAUUUCGCGACCUUUAUGAUGACAUGGGGUACCUCGGCCCCGUCGGUGAUGCUGAGUACCUGGUACAACAACAACAUCGCCCACGAGGGUCGCCGUGUCCUAUUGACCAGUAUCGGUGUGCCGUUGGCCAACCUGAUGGGCCUGGUCAGCAGUAAUGUGUUCUUGGAAAAAGAUGCGCCCAAGUACAUGCCAGCACUGAUUACCGUGUCGGCCUUUGGAGCCACGGGUGCUUGUCUGGCUGGACUGUUGGGUUUGUAUAUGUGGUGGGAUAAUAAACGACGGGAUCGUCGGGAUGGAAGGGUGAUUCGGGCGAGGGAUAUUCCCACGGAGCGUAUGCGAGAUGGUCCUGCGUCGCCGGAGUUCCGGUGGUUCCUGUAA
Penicillium subrubescens is the source of this 1530-nucleotide messenger RNA. RefSeq names its product putative MFS transporter. NCBI's taxonomy places the organism in Eukaryota, Fungi, Ascomycota, Eurotiomycetes, Eurotiales, Aspergillaceae. Gene Ontology annotation, molecular function: transmembrane transporter activity. Gene Ontology annotation, biological process: transmembrane transport. Bases 1 to 1530 code for a protein of 509 amino acids. The transcript is spliced from 3 exons. The record is from RefSeq and is a predicted model, not a curated record. Gene Ontology annotation, cellular component: membrane.